This is a messenger RNA of Exserohilum turcica Et28A, 1626 nucleotides long. Its product is annotated as glycosyltransferase family 31 protein. Gene Ontology annotation, molecular function: glycosyltransferase activity. Gene Ontology annotation, cellular component: membrane. The coding region runs from base 24 to 1358 and encodes 444 amino acids. The record is from RefSeq and is a predicted model, not a curated record. The transcript has a single exon. NCBI's taxonomy places the organism in Eukaryota, Fungi, Ascomycota, Dothideomycetes, Pleosporales, Pleosporaceae.
GGCAGAGCAACACCACCACCAUGAUGGUGCGAUUGACGCCGCUGCGCCUUGUGUGCGCCGCGCUCGUGCUCUGCAUCUUCUUCUUCUCGACCUUGAUGCCACGGCUGUGGCCGGGCGAGCGUGGCUACGACGUGCUCGUCGAGCGGCCCCCUCCCGCCAGUCCCGGAUCUGCCCCAAAGGUGGUGCCUUUCGGCCAGGAAUGCUCGCCCUUUGCCGCCGGCGUCAUGGACGACGUGACCAUCGUGCUCAAGAUUGGCGCCGGCGAGGUCGCCACCAGGCUGCCCGCCUAUCUCAACCGUCUUGGGCGCUGCAAGCAGGACCUGCUCAUCUUCUCCGACCGCAAGGACUCGUACAACGGCUUCGAGAUUGCCGACGCCCUCGCCCACCUGCGCCCCGAGUACCGCUUCGACAACCCAGACUUUGACGUCUACGACCUUAUCCAGACGACAAACACGACGCGCGACAAGAUGCCCGACGGCUGGAGGCUCGACAAGUACAAGUUCCUGCCCAUGAUGGAGUGGACCUCGUACAUGCGGCCCAAGUCGCAGUGGUACGUCUUCCUCGAGCUCGACACGUACGUCAACUACGACAACCUCUAUCGCUUCCUCUCCAACUUCAACCCCCGCACCGCCUACUACUUUGGCUCGCCCGUCUGGCCCAAGAAGAAGGCCACUUUUGCCUACGGCGGCAGUGGCUUUGUGCUGUCGCGCGCUGCCCUCGACAAGAUCAUGGCCCUGGGCAGAAUGUUUGGCGAAAACAAGCACUUCCCAGGCACCCAUUUCUUUGGUGUCGACGUGCAGAAGCAGUGCUGCGGCGACGAGAUGCUAGCACAGGUCCUGAAGAAGAGUGGCGUCCCCCUCCGAGGCUACUGGCCCAUGUUCAACGGCGAAAAGCCCCAUACCAUGCGCUUUGACAAUGAGCAAUGGUGCGAAGCCAUCAUGACCAUGCAUCACCUCAACGAAGACGACUUCACCACCCUCCUCCAAUGGGAAAAGGCGCGAACACACCCAGAACGCCCCCUAAUGUUCGAAGAACUCUUCACCAUGAUCGAGCCGCAUCUCCGCGAACAAUCAAAAGAUUGGUCAAACAUGUCCGAUGACGUCCGAUACAAAAAGGGAAAGACUGCAUCCAAGUCUUUCGAAGACUGCAAAAGGACUUGCAUCAAGGAUGGCCAUUGUCUGCAGUUCCAACACACGGGUACUGAGUGUUUCCUCGGCCACUCCGUUCGCCUAGGCCAACACCAAGACCGCGACGGCGAGCGGCAGUGGACUUCGGGCUGGAUGCUAGACCGUAUCGAGGCUUUUAAGCAGGCGCGCUCACCAUGCCAAGGGGCACGCUUUGUUCAUUCAAAUCCUUGACCGAAGCGAUGAAUAGAGAGGGGAUCUCUUUCUUAUCUUGCUUUUAUGGAGCGAGGUGGGGGGGGAGGGGCGUAAAAAAAAAGGCAAUGAUAGGACGAUGGGGCCAUGGCUUUUUCCGUUUUUCUUUAUCCAUAUACAUAUAUAUGAUUUACGGCAUUGUAUGGCGUUAGAUACCCAGAGGCGUUCUGAUUGGCUUUUGUUAUGCUAUUGUGCUCCGUGUACAUGCGGGAUGAGGGGCUUCGGUAGAGAAAGAUAGGUUAAACUCAAG